This is a messenger RNA of Lucilia cuprina (Australian sheep blowfly), 494 nucleotides long. Its product is annotated as nucleoside permease NupC-like. Gene Ontology annotation, cellular component: membrane. The record is from RefSeq and is a predicted model, not a curated record. Gene Ontology annotation, biological process: nucleoside transmembrane transport. The coding region runs from base 1 to 300 and encodes 99 amino acids. The transcript has 2 exons. NCBI's taxonomy places the organism in Eukaryota, Metazoa, Arthropoda, Insecta, Diptera, Calliphoridae. Gene Ontology annotation, molecular function: nucleoside:sodium symporter activity.
AUGUUUAAAUCCUUACAGGCCCGCAGUGCCGGUAUUGCAACAUUUGCGAUUUGUGGCUUUGCUAAUCCCAGUUCGCUGGGUAUAUUAAUUGGUUCGUUGGGUGCUAUGGCACCAAAACGUAGAGGUCUCAUAACAUCAGUAGCUUUUAGAGCUUUCAUUGUGGGCAGUAUAGUCUGCUUUAUGUCCGCCAGUUUUGCCGGCAUAUUAAUGCAAAAUGAAGAGGAAGAAGCAACCUAUGAUCGUAUAAUAAAUUCAUUGCAACGCAAAAAUAUAACAAUAGCUUUAUUUCAAAAGCAAUAAUGAUACUUAAUUAGUUUUAAGUAAAUUAUUUUAACUGUGAAUGUAUUAUUUAAAAAAAAAAAACCUUGCCGUUUUAUUUUUAUAAUUUAGUUUUAAAGAUAGUUUUAUUUUAUAAGUUAAAAAUUGUGUAUAUAAAAUUUAAGUUUAAUAUAAUUUUAAUAAUAAACAAAACAAAAACUCUUUUAUAUGUAUAA